ACAUACUGGAAAAACCCAAGUGAAACGUUACUUUGUUUUGUUUUAGGCGUUUUUAUUAUUUGUUGCUUGUUGAAGGAAAAUUUGUUGGAUUUCCUGAAAUAAUGUCGGAAAAUGAAAAGAAAGCAGCGGUGGUUGAAGUGGUACCGUCAAAUGAUGAGUCAACAAAUCCCGAAGGUGAUGGACCGACCAUGCAGAAGAUCGAAGACAUCAUAACAAUUGAUCCGGAAACGUACGAACUGGAUCUGAAUCAUCAGCGGAUAGGUAAAAUUGAGAAUUUGGAGCCCCUCGUGCGCAUUGAGCGCCUUUGCUUCCGAUGGAAUUUAAUAAAGAAAAUUGAGAAUCUGGAAACUCUCACUACACUGAAAGAGUUGGAGUUCUACGACAAUCAGAUUACCCAGCUGGAAAAUCUCGAUACUCUCGUUAACCUGGAGAUUCUUGAUGUAAGUUUCAACCGUCUGGGGAAGAUUGAAAAUAUUGGGAUGCUAACAAAUCUGGAAAAGCUCUUUCUGUGCGCCAAUAAAAUUCCACGCAUUGAAAAUUUGGAUUCUCUCGUGAAUCUCACAAUGCUGGAAUUGGGUGACAACAAACUCCGGAAGAUUGAGAACCUCGAUGCCUUAGUCAAUCUCAAGCAGCUCUAUCUGGGCAAGAAUAAGAUAACCCGGAUUGAGAAUCUCGACAAGCUGACCAAUUUAACCUGCUUAAGUCUCCAGGCUAAUCGUAUAACAAAAUUGGAGAACCUGGAGAAUCUUACAGCCCUCACAGAGCUCUACAUGUCUGAGAAUGGGAUUGAGAAGAUUGAGAAUUUGGAGAAAAAUACAGCAAUUGAAACUCUCGAUUUAGCCCAGAAUAUGAUCAGCAAGAUUGAGAACUUGAGUCAUCUCACAGAACUUGAGGAAUUUUGGCUCAAUGAUAAUUCCGUGUCUGAUUGGAAUUGUGUAAAUCAUCUAUCGGGAAACAAAAAAUUGGCAACAAUCUAUCUUGAGCGCAAUCCCAUUGCUUCUGAUGUGCAGUACCGCACGAAGCUCAAAUUGGCAAUAACCUCCCUCACGAAAAUCGAUGCUACACUCUGUCGCUAGCGCAAAAGUAGAGCAAAACACAGCUGUAUAAGAAAAUAUCAAUACCUUUGAUAGGAAUGAGAGAUAAUUUGAUAAAUUGCAAAACAAUAAAACAGAGUCUCUUGGCAAAAGAAAUAAAGGCGCUCUACUUGAGCCCAUUGUCUGCUGCUCCAUUUGGAUUUUCAUCGGAAUCAUCCUCAUCAGAUGGGUCCUCCAAUUGUGCACCCAAAUCUCGGAGCUGUUGCCGAUACUGCUUGAUUUUGGUGUCCUGCAGAGAGAAACAAAAAAAUAUAUAUGAGACAGGGCAUUUAAAUAUAGAUUUUGUCUUUUUUUUUCUUCUGUUCCCAACAUUCAUGCAUUAUAAAAUUGAUUAAUUGAAUAUUAAAUGUACAAGAGAAACUGUU
Molecule: messenger RNA, 1459 nt
Organism: Lutzomyia longipalpis
Lineage: Eukaryota; Metazoa; Arthropoda; Insecta; Diptera; Psychodidae
Gene: sds22
Product: protein phosphatase 1 regulatory subunit 7
Exons: 3
Coding region: 102-1076 (324 amino acids)
Molecular function (GO): protein binding
Source: RefSeq, a predicted model, not a curated record